AUGGGGAAAGCUGCAAGGGGUAAGAAGCGGACUGCCGCCGCUGGGUUGCCCAAGAAGGCUCCUGCCAAAAAGGGCAAAGCAGCACCCGCCUUAGAGAGUGCUGUCAAAGCUGCAGAGACUCCAAAGAUUACAUCGACCCGCGCAUCAGCUAGGCUCGCCGCACAGACCCAUUUCAACCAACCACCUCAACUCGCCGACGAGUCCGCCUCAAACGCCCGGAAGCCUUCUGCUCUGGCACAUACCUUCUCGCGCGUACUCAGCAUGGGGGAUAUUCAACAACCAAGGAAUCCCCCAGUUCUCCAAGGACCCGAACAAGGUGGCUAUGACGAACAUGGCUUUUGGAAGGCUCCAAAAUCUCCUCCCAUGCCCACGUCUGCUCAACCUUCAAAGCAUGCAACCCAAGCUGAAGAUCUCGGCAGUACCCAGUCCCGGGGUGCUCCUCUACCUGAAAUCACGCCUUCUCGCAAGACGAGGCACUUGUCUGUACCCUCAUCCUCAUCAGCUUCUCCCACACCUCCGCUCACGGUUCUGCGUACGCCUCUCGAUAAAGACGUACUGAAUCGCCCUCCCACCUCGAGCCGUAACAACGGUCACUUUUUCAGUACUCAGGGGUACACUCCCCCAUCACAUGCUAGGGAGGAACUGUUCCGUACAAAGAGUAUGAUCCUGCCCCCACCAUCCCAUCCGGACCUCGAUUUCUUUCGGAACCCUCGUACCAGAAACACAGUCCGGAAUCCGAUCUUUAUCUCUACCGCUCCUGCUGUUCCCAUCCCUUACUCUCAGAGGCUCACCGAGAGGGCUGACGAGGGCACAAGCGACUCGGACGAUGGCGAAGCUGUAGCGUCGGUGGCGCAAUCUGAUACGCGCCGUCCUCGCCUGCGCUUGCCCGGAGGAGAACCUUAUGUCUCUAGUGAGGGUGAAGGGGGGCAGGAAGACGAGGAGAUUCUAGGAGUGGGCGAGCGAGUCGAAGUGUCCCAGUCUUCGAGUCAACCAGCCGACAAGGAUCAAGUUUCUCACAACACAACUCCGACGACAUGGCGCGAUCCCUUCUCCUACAUUCCGGCCGCUAACACACAGUCCGCCGCUGCUCUACACGCUCAUGGUAUGGACCAAUCUCAGGACAUAUCUCCUGAGACUCCAGAGCUCGUACAAGCGACUGCGAGCGACUGCCCGCCCAACCCUGAUGAAGAGCUAGGAUCUGAAGACUCGCGGUCAGCCCUCUCAGCUCAAUCCGCCGAAACGUGUUCCGACGAUCUUCCCUUGCAGCUUUCCAGGAAGAGUAUGGCUCUCAAGAACAAGACCUACGGAAAAGGCCGCUCUCACGCUUACAAGACUGGCCUUCCCGACCCUGUUCGAAACGCUCACCGGAUCAGCCUGACACCGCCCAUCCACGCGCCUACACCCCAGCUUGACGACUUACCAGCGGCGGACAGUGUCCCGGAUUCCUGUCUUCCACCCGAGGCUGACGAUGCUGACGAUGACGAAGAGACCGACGAUGACGGGCAAGAAGAGGGCGAGUCAGAGUUGUGGUCUUCUCAAGAAGUGAUACCUACCAAGCGGGGUCCUAUGGCUCCCAUGACGUCCAGAAGCUUUGCAUCCCCUACAAAGGCUGGGCACGAGGCUGCGCUUGCGAGAGGGUCUCCAAAGAAGAAACAGCGGCUUGAUCAGGCAGAUCAGCCGUCUCCGUCUUCGAGGGGAUCGCCUCUCAAGCUGUCACGAAGUGCGUCAUGUCAGGUUCGUUUGAAAAGCUAUGUGCAAAACAUACGGUCUCAGAAGGCUUCUCGCUCUAGUAUCAGACGAGUCUCAGUCCGUCGCGCCCGUGCUCUCGAGGGCAACACACUUCAACUAUUCACCUCCACCCCUUAUUCCGCAUACAUCUCACAAUAUCGUCAGAACCCUGGCCCUCUGAUGUUCCCCACUCCUUCGAGCCUUCUUUCGCCAGGUAUCUACGUCAAUCCCCGGACUCAAUAUGCGAGUCCUGGCAAAACCGGAAAGGGAAGGCAAUACGCGAGGCGCCGGACGCCGCCAGCAUUGUACCCCACCCAAGGAGACCCGCAAUGGGAAGACGAGAUCGACUGCGCAGUGUCAGUCCGGGGUGGGAGUGUUCCCCCGGGGGGCAGGGCGAGAAAGACGGCGGGAAAGAAGAAGCGUGUGCCAAAGCUGAGCUUGGUAACGGCAGCAUCAGCACAACAUUCGCCGAUCCGGACACAGCAUCCUGCGAAACAGGUCCAACGUCAGUCACCUCAAAAAGCCGCUAGCACAGCAGCUCAACCGACGGGCAACGGCAAGGCUUCCAUACCGGGUGGAGGAGUUGUACACCACUCCCCUGAUAACACGCGGAUCAUACAGCGCAGGAAUGUUCUGCCAACUGUUGUUAAACAACAACAUAUGCUGUCAGCCCAGCGAGCGGCAGCCGAUCGCACCCCUCUUCCUGCAAAGCUGAUCAGCGCCCCCACAAAGCCGGUGUCCUUUACUCGGAAAAGCAAUGUGGAGCGGCCAAACACACCGAGUACCCCGGCCAUCAGCAGUUCACUCCAAAAGGCCAACGCACCGGCGGCAAAUCCCACUCAUGUCCUCACCGAUGUAUCGACGUCCAAGUCUUUCCAAUCAGGGGUCAACAACAUCCUGGCAAAGGCACCACCUAUGAAGGCAUCAUGGCCUCUGCGCAAGGCUCAUCAAUCGGAAGAGAUCGCGGCUUUCCCCUCACCAUCCGGAAGACCAACUCAUAUACCGCUCUCCAUCGCCCCUGCGGACAGCUCAACAGGGAAGGCUUCUCGUCUGCAGACACAGGUGUUGGGCUCCAAGGAAGUUGUUCCUUGUCCAGGACAGAUGUACGAGUCGAUCGACGCGAUUGAAAACGCCUCUGGCGAUGCGAGCGGUCACGUUCGACACAGGUCCGGUCAGAAGAUGAGCGGGCUGGAGAUGACCCAGCAUCUGAUGGCUGGGAACACUGGUAACAGGAAAAGAACGUCCUCUAUCCAGAUCUACCAAGGAACAUCGGAAGCCCGAGUCAGGGGAAAGUCACAAUUAGAUCACAGGCUCCCCGAAACAGUGGGGCACGAGUCUUUCGGAAAGAGGAAGAGGCAAGAAACAGACGACAUCAGUGAAGACGGGCGGGUCUCUCCUCACAGCGCCCGACAUCUGCCAGCCACCCCUGCCCCAGCCCGAGCUCGAAAGCAAAGCCUGGUCAUUCCAUCUUCCACUCAAGUCAGGCCAUUGUCUGCGUUAGCAACGCCUGCAGGGUCUAGAGUAGUAAAGAAAGGAUUGUCAACGAUGAUCACGCCGACACCAGCACAGAAACAGAUUACGAUGGGGCCCGUCAAGUCGCAGGCUGCAGUCUCUGCUACUCACUCGAAGCUCGCCAGCCGACAGCCGUCUUCCACACAACACAUGCCUCACCCUCAAGGACGCCCUGCGUUAAGUCAGUACCCCACCAACACUCUCGAGCGCACAGAGAUGGGAUCCUCCGCCCGAGCUCGGAUGACACAAGGGCUCGAGAAGACUGAAGUUGGCAGCUCUGCUGCAGCUCCCAAAAGCCGACGCAGCCAAGGUGCCUGGACCCAGCAGGGGCUGAUCAAGACUGCAGCUGAGAGCUCUAUGCGAGAUAGGGAUGUGGGAGGGACACCUGGGCUUGGGCUGAGAUUGGAAAAGACCCGGUUGGACAUGGAGAAUCCCCCUCAGACUGCGCCUCAAGCUCGAAGGUGGAACAUGGAGGAUAGCUCUCCCAUAUCUGACCGAGCCCACCUGGCGCCUGACGCAGCUUUCACUCAAAGCUCCCCCGAUCCAUCCUCCCUUCCUGGGCGUCGGAGCAUGGCUCAUGUGUCGGACUCCGGGAGGGAAGCAACUCUUUCCCCUGAGGCGCCUCCCGCAGUGACCCAGACUCUUCAACGCCUCCGAAGCCGGUCUCUUGGUCGACGAUCCCUUGGUCUCCGUGCCCCACGCUCCUCUGCCUUCCUGUCUUCUCCUCAGACCCCUCACGCUCAAAGAUCUCAUCGUACACAGAUCCCUCCUUCUUCUCAAAAGACACCCAACGUCUCUAUGAUGCCCAGUCGAACACAGAAGACGGUCGGACCUACUCAGACGCAAAAGUCUCGAGCGUCCCGAGCCACCCAAAUCCAAAAGGUCACGCAGACCCAGCACCAAGUGUAUAGUCAGAAGCAAGGCGGUAAUCCUUUCGCUCAGUAUCGAUCACCUUUGAAGGGUGUUUAG
This is a messenger RNA of Cryptococcus wingfieldii CBS 7118, 4209 nucleotides long. RefSeq lists its product as hypothetical. The coding region runs from base 1 to 4209 and encodes 1402 amino acids. The record is from RefSeq and is a predicted model, not a curated record. Lineage: Eukaryota; Fungi; Basidiomycota; Tremellomycetes; Tremellales; Cryptococcaceae. The transcript is spliced from 4 exons.